ACACUGGCCACUGCCAGUGGUCUCAGGAUCCAUCCGCCAAUAUAUGCGUUCCUGGUGACAGUGGAGUGGAGACUACUCUCUGUCUCCUCUCACCAGGGUUCUGCCAUCGUUGCGCCAAGUUUAAACCUCCUUUCUCCGCCGCACGACUGCCAUUGUCUAUGUCAUAAUUCAUUGCCAGUGAAAGUCGGAAUGCUUGUGUGCCCUAUUAAAGCACGCUGAGCCUUAGAUCUCAGCAGUGGGUCUUUUGGAAUCAGUACCCAGUUGUCGCUAGAUUUGUCCUGCCGCUUAUACUGCAUCUACCAGGCUAUGUCUCUGACCCCCCAAUUCAUGGAAGGUCUCUGGCUGCGGAAAUCAUUCUCCGCGGCUGGCCAUACAUUACUAGUCUACGACUAUCUUCUGACUCUUCAAGAUGAAAUCCGUUACAUCUGGAAUGCCCCAUGGACGGUCGUUAAAGUCUUGUUUCUUCUCAACCGAUAUGUAAAUCUUAUCGGGCAGACUUUUAUCCGACUGGAAGAGGCCGGUCUCCUCGCUCAUAAUUCUCAAGAGUUCUGCCAAAGCUUCGCAAUUUUCACUACUUGCUUUAUGUAUCUAUCCACAGAGUCGAUUCAUAUUCUUGUGCUGAUGCGUGCGUGGGCCAUCUGGGGAACUCGGAGGAUCGUGACAAAGAUCCUCAUCUGGAGCUACAUUUCCUAUGUCCUCAUGCUGUUGAUCGGUUCGGCACGCAGUAUGAACGCCAGUCAUUUUUUAUUUCCGCAACUUGACGUGACCCAGAUUUGCGUGACGGCAAUGCCAAAAUAUGUGUGGUUGGUUUAUUUUGGAAGCUUUGUUCUUGAUACAGCACUAUUUGUCUUGACGAUGCGAAGCCUCCGCAAAUACUCUAGGGAAUUUCAGUUUCUCUACUCCUCUCAUCUCCUUCAUGUGCUCUUUCGAGACGCAAUGAUAUUUUUUAUUGUUAGCAUUUUUAGCAAUGCAUUAACCAUCGCCUCAUGGACUGCAUAUUCAGACAAUCCAAAAUAUUUCCUUGGUAAAGGGUUCGCGAGUCCAUUACUUUCAGUGGCCGGUCAGCGCCUUGUCCUGAACCUGAGAGGUCUGAAAACACGUACCUAUUCGACUCGCGAGCUCAGUCGUGAGGUUGACCGGCAACUCGAAGCAUUUGCUGAAGCAGACUCUCCAUGCAGAGACGACAUGGGUGACACGGCAGUAGGAUGUCGUCCCGCAUGAAAAUGGCUGCAUUCCUUCACUUCUUGAUAUUCAUAUCCAAGAUUCGCUGUAUCCUGAAUCGCAGUGACUGUCCGACCCACUGUACUAGAAUUGUAUUAUUAUACUAAUGGGUAGCUAGCGUGCCUUCAACAAAGUGCUCUUCUGCAGUGGUCUCAUCCUGAAUUUGACUAUUGCCUCACAUACCCACUGGCCCCUAUCAGACCUCCCUCGAGAUCGCAUGUUUAAU
Suillus paluster is the source of this 1447-nucleotide messenger RNA. RefSeq lists its product as uncharacterized. The coding region runs from base 307 to 1221 and encodes 304 amino acids. Lineage: Eukaryota; Fungi; Basidiomycota; Agaricomycetes; Boletales; Suillaceae. The transcript has 15 exons. The record is from RefSeq and is a predicted model, not a curated record.